AAUCGGUGCUAUUUCGACAUUUCCGUGCUAAGUGUUGUGUGAUGCCAGGAACUGGCUGCAUAUAUUGCAAAUCGCGCUGCAACGGAUGCAGGUUUUAGGCCAAUUUUGGGUCGGAUUCCAGCUUUGGGAUUCUUAGUUUUUUGUGCACGCUACGCGUCCUAGUUUAUCCGGACAUUUCCCGAUAGUUCAUCACGUAACCCACUUUCGAUUUACUAUUCUUCUGCAGAAGGAAGAGUACUUGAGCUUUCCUAUUCAAUACCGUUGAGAACAAUGUAGGGGGUGGUAACCGAAAGCUUAUUCUUAAGGGUGAGCCCACAAUAUACAAUUUUCGAGGGGCGACGCUCCUUCGCGUUUUUACGGUCCAACGCUAACUCUUUGGAGUGUCAAGACUUUGCAAGGAUGCGGCUAGAUUCCAUGUGGGGUGGAAUGGGCAAGGAUAGACACAACACACCGUAGUAGUUAAUGCAGUUGUGUAUCCUUGUUGGUGUACAUCCGAGUGGCGAUGGUGUUCGUGCGUCGUAUAUCAUUAUGACCGUCUGGGUAUAUAUUCGCGCGCCACCUGGCUUUUUGCACGACACUCAAUCAACCGUCAGUCGUUUAACGAAUUCGCCAACGUACGGAUCCUUGUCUUGUGACGAUAAGCUUCUCGUCGUGUCGUUUAAAUAACGGUUUUACAUCACUGGCUUUACUUAAUCCAGUAUGAGUUUCGGUUUAAUGUAGCCUUUAUAUAUAUAUAUAUGUGCAGCUUGGCAGUCAGUCUGCUCUACUUUGCCUUAGGCAGGAGAGUUGGCGCGACACUCAUUUGUUCAAAAUAAACUUGAAAUUUUGUAUCUACCGGAGUUAAUGUCAUCGUAAAUUCUAAGUGGAAAUGCCAGGAAUUUAAUUUAAGCCCCGCCAGCCUGUUACGGGAAGAGUUGGAAAUUCGCAGAGGCGGUAGUGAAAAUUGCGAAAAGCAAGUCUGUGCCACUGGCAGACAUGUGAAAGUGUACAGUGUUCGGUAAUAGUCAGAAGUGAUUUAAGAGGUAACACUCCCGCUUAUUUGGUAUCUACAGCCAGAAUUUUUGUGGCUAUUUGACAAGGAUAUACCCGUUCAAGGAGAAAAUAUUUAACGGAAAACAGGCGGUAAAUCUUUAGAAGAAAAGACGAAGACAGCUUUCUUUCGUCUUUAGCAGCAAUACCCACGGCGAUAUAAGUUAAUGAUUCUGGGAACCAUCUUCUAUACACCUUUACAGAAUCUCCAUCCUUUUAGCGGUUCUAACGAUUAUCCCAUGGUUGGUUGAAUAAGUCUCGGUGGCUCGGGUUAACGUGACGGAAAACCAUCAAAGCAAGUUAUUUAAGGACUAAACUCUAUCUGAAAUUCCAGUUAACAUAUGCAGCUCUCUACGUGGAUGGAGGGCAUUUUGUGAUAUAAAGAGAAAGCUUUUUUCGCGUUUUGUAUUGUGGUAGUGAUUUUAGAAUAUUUUCGUUCGAUUUUUUAACGGAAACGGAUAACAUAUUUUUUUUAUAAUUUUUGUGUAGUUAUGUUGACAGUGUAGUGGUAAAUAAAAUCAUUCAAAGUGUUGUUUUGUGGGUGUAUUUUGUUCGAGAAGGGGCCCGACAACAACAAUACGGAGGGCCUUAGGAGUGCAUUGGCCCGUCUACGAAACAGAACGGGCCCCUCACUUCCCAACCCUUCCAAUGGAAAUUCCCAAAAUAGUGAUAUCAACGACCCAAGAUCUCUUCAAUAUAACGAAGAUCGAAGCACUCCACCCGUAACACCAGCCCCUCCUACUACGCCUAAAAAAUCGAAAGUACCCCGUCACGGUGCAAUGACAGCAGCGGUGUCCCAUGCUCAAGUCACAAUGACGGCACCAACAACCCAAAGUACAACCAUGAUAGCCUUAACCAUGGGACGUCCCCCAAGUCCGGGCGGCGGAGGUGGCAACAAUUCGAGUGGUUCUGACACAGAUGGAAUUGUCAAUUCACCAUCCUCAACCGCCUUACGACGUCUUUACUUUAAAAGCGGGCGCAACGCACGAACUAGGGCACCGACGGCAACGGUGACACCUGCUGCUGCUACCAGUGCUGUUCCAAAGGUAGUAGUGAUGGGAUCAUCAUCAACUGCAUCAACGUCGGAAACAACUAUCAACACUUCCACUGAAUCCGCUUCUACGCUAAUCACAAACGUUACGGCUACAGACACUUCUGAAACAUUCGACUCCCUGGACAUGGGCGAAACCUCUGGACAAAGUGAGCCUCUUCUCAGCUCUUCAUUAGAUGAACCGCCUCAGACAGCGCUAGCUUUUCCAAAUGAACAAACUGUUACCGAAAUGGAACUGAUAGGAUAUUCUAAAAUCAACAAGGACCCUUUGCUGAAUCAGAAAGAAGAGAGCGCGGAAUCAUCACUUACAACGACUGUCGCACCUUCUACUUCGCACACAAACAAUAUGCCACGUACCGCACCAGUAACUUCUUCCGUACAUUUUCCAUUCGAUCCUCCACCUUCUCCAAAAAGUGUUCGAACUACUGAAAAAAGUCAAAAUCUGUUCACAUUUGACGAUGCCGCAAUUUUAUUGGAACAAAAAAAGUAUCAAAAAGGCAAAGAGGUCAAUCAAGACCAACAACUGCAGGAUAAGAUGAAGUGGACUCAACAGCAAGAUAAAAUAGAAAAGAAAUAUGGCCGAUCAGGUAGCCUCAGUGCAGAUAUAAGAACAAACGAAAUUGAAAGUGUGCACUCUAAAGAGCCUGAUAAGAACAAAGAGAACAAAAAACGUAAAGAUUCGGUAACAAUGGCUAACAGUAGUUCGAAAACUAAUGGGUUUAGUUAUCCAAAGCAACCUGUCAAGGAUAACAGUUUGGAGUUGGAAGAUGCCAAGAAACAGAAAAGGGAUGUCAAGUUAAAAUCAAAGUCCAAUCGAUAUAGUUCCGUCAAGACAAGCCCUCGGAAAGAAAAGUACUCAGGGGGCAAAAUCCGUUCCGCUCCUGCAGUACAAAAUAAAGAGAAAUUCUAUGGAUCUCAAAAGCACACAUACGACAAAAAGGAUUUAACUAUGUUUCCCUUUGACCGAGAGGCUAUUGAUUACGAAAGAAUCCAAAGAGAAUGUUUUGAAGUGGAAGAAGAUCCAGAAUUUCCAUAUGAUGUUGAUAGUGACUCUGACACCGACAGCGAUGAUUUAUCGGUUUAUGAGCGCAAAACUUAUAGCUCUCCUUCAAAGUCCUCCCGAGCUGAUAUCUUCCAGCAAUAUGCUUUACUUUCACAAAAAGAGACCAAGCACUCACACGAGCGCCGCUCAACGAAACGUAACCGUCCUGAUCUAAUCCACUCUAGGUAUGACCAUAUAGCGAAAGCCGAUGCCUUUUCCCCUAAAGUUGCCGAAACACCUGCUGCAAAACCCUCUGGUGAACUACACAAAUUCGAUCAGAUCGCUUCAAAAUUCGACCAAAUCGCUCCAAAUUAUCAUCAACUCCAUGGGUCCAAUACAAACUUACAAUCAUCCUCGAUUGCUACAAGCAUGGGACCGACAAGCACCUCUGGUGGCACACGGUCUACUCCACCACUGCCAGAUUUUCGUGUGGACUUUUUCGCAGAACAUGCUGCCGCUUUUUCGAUGCAUCAUCAUCCACUGUCGCAUCAGCUUCAUCAUCAGUACCAUCAGCUGCAACAACAAACUCAGCAAUCAGGCCAACAGCAUUCUCAGAAUCAUCAUCCAAAUAUGACACCAUUGCUGUCAAACGCAGCAUCCCAAGCCCAGCAGCAAGCAUCGCAGCAACAAUCUUCGUCGCAUCUUGUAGAUACUUUGGAAGAUUGCCAAAAAUUAUCACAAAACACCGGAGCUAUAAAUGUAACCGCCAAUCCAUUGGAAGCGGCAGUUUGUACGCAACCGCGGGCUACAAUAGUCGUUCAGCAACCAUCAUUAAGUUUGGAUAAUACAGUGGAAACGCUUUUGUUGAAAAACGAGGGAGACUUUAUCAGUGUUGAACAAGCUAAGGAAUCACGCAAGAAAAAACAACAAAGGGAAGACAACAUGAGGCAAUUACUGGAUGUAACAAAUACACUCACAUCAGAGGAGCUACGAGAUUUUGAAAUGCGAUACGGAUCGCCACACCAUUGCCGAUCGCAGUCAGUAAAAACUCCAGGAAGUCGUGCUUCUGGUCGACCAAAUCAGUUGAGCCUUCCACAACAACGGUCCAGGGUGGCUUCAAUGCCCAACACUGGAGUAGAGGAGGAAUACUACAGGCUAAGACAUUUCUCAAUAACCGGAAAAGGAGUGGUAAACCGUGGCGAUUCCCUGAAGAGCAGACGUAGCCGCUCCAACAAUAGUGUAGCCAGUUCGAAUUCCAGUACAGAACACCUAACAGCUAAUCAAGUUCCUGUGGUUGGUUCGGCACGAACAUCAGCUACUUGCAGUUUGGCAUCAAGUAGGGAGAGUAGUACAUCAAAUCCAGGAAACGGACCAUAUAGAGUAUUGAUGUUAGGCGAUGCUGCUGUAGGAAAAAGUUCUUUAGUUUCUCAGUUCAUGACGUCUGAAUAUCUUCACGCUUAUGAUACUAGUAUAGAUGAUGAUUCCGGAGAGAAAUCAGUGUCAGUUCUUCUCAGUGGUGAAGAGUCUGAAUUAGUUUUUAUUGACCAUGCAUAUGCAGAUAUGACGUCACCCGCUUUAUUGUUUUUACAGCCAGAAAAUUGCCUGUCUAGCUACGACCCACACGGCUACUGCGUAAUAUAUUCUUCAGCAGAUCGAGGAAGUUUUAUGUUAGCUGAAAGGAUAUUACAAACAUUGUGGACAACAGAAAAUAUAGCACAAAAGGCAGUGAUUUUAGUUGGCAACAAAGCGGACCUGGCAAGAAGUCGAGUUGUUACCUCAGAUGAGGGUAAAGCGAUGGCUACAGCCUAUGAUUGCAAAUUUAUCGAAACUUCAGUUGGUAUUAAUCAUAACGUUGAUGAGCUCCUAGUUGGACUUUUAACACAGAUUCGUUUGAAACUGGAAAAUCCAGAAAAGUCAAGGGAUUUAUUUAGAAAACGAUCGUGCCGAAAGUCAAAACGAAGAGCUUGCUCACCGUUGGGUGUUGCGGCAACUGCUUGCUUAACUGGUAAUGGAGGAACGAAUCCUAGCACACCAAUGGGACCGCCAACAAAUCUUAUUUCAGAAUUCAAUACUCCACCUGGCAGUGCACAUAGCAGCCCACGAAAAUACCGCGGAUCCCGGACAUCGGCUAGUCUUAAAGUGAAAGGAUUAUUGGGACGAGUAUGGGCACGUGAUUCAAAAUCAAAAAGCUGUGAAAACCUUCAUGUACUGUAAAAAAGAAAAACAAAUGAACGAGAAAUCAUGAAAACAGAGUGUUGUUUACCUACAGCGCGUAACUUAAAUCGUGACAAGGUCUUUCGCACCAGCGAUUACCAGGUUGAUCUUAACUUUGGUUUCGAAUUAAGAUGCCACCAGACAACUGAAUAAUGUUCGUUCAUACCUAAAUAUGUACAUUAUAUGGACAAAAAUAAUUGCGUUUAGCAGUAUUCCACACACUUUUUUAAAUGUAUUAUAUUCGUUAAAAUGUUUUAUUUUCAUUUUUCAUUAAUUCCAAUUAUCUUUUUUCACAUUAAACGACGAACAACAAAGCAAACUUAGACAAAUUGUUACAAAAACUUGAGGAAGUUGACCAUAACUAAUUAGUCAUAUUUUUUGUUUGUGUUGUUUCGAACGAGAAAAUUUAAAUGUAUUUUGUAUGUAUUGAUAGAAUGUAAAUAUUCUGAAUUAUGCGUAUUAUAUGACUUAAGGUAUAGCUUUAAAUUUAUUAUAUAGAACGAAAGAGAUUUUUUAUACCCUUAUGUACUACGUUUAAGAUUAAGCGGUGAUAAACAAGAAUAUUUUAGUUGGUAUUUAUAAAAUAAGACCCAUAAUGAUUUUUAUAUAAAAGAAUUAAAUUUAAA
This is a messenger RNA of Hermetia illucens (black soldier fly), 5902 nucleotides long. RefSeq lists its product as uncharacterized. The coding region runs from base 1809 to 5276 and encodes 1155 amino acids. NCBI's taxonomy places the organism in Eukaryota, Metazoa, Arthropoda, Insecta, Diptera, Stratiomyidae. Gene Ontology annotation, molecular function: GTPase activity; GTP binding; calcium channel regulator activity. The transcript is spliced from 18 exons. Gene Ontology annotation, cellular component: plasma membrane. The record is from RefSeq and is a predicted model, not a curated record.